AUGGCGCAACAGCCUGUCGACCUCAAAGCAGUACGUGAGCAUCUUAACGCACUGGAGUCUACAUCAAAAGCCUUCGUAGACAUCUGGGAUUCGAAAGUGUCGCCGAACUUCGAUCAAGAUCUAAGAGAUAUUGUCGGAUAUGAUUGCGGCUACGUACUCGGGAACCACCCUGGAAAGGGAAACGGCACCAGAGUUGUCGAGGUUAUGACGCCCAAGGAGCUUCCUGGAGACACCAGUAACAAGAUCCGGAGCAAGAUCUUGUUGUAUUUUGCGGAAUCCAAAGAGCUUCAUGGCACAAUCACGGUCGAGUUUUGCAUCGGGCAUGUCGGGGGUGCUGCAGGCGCACUCGCUUCGAGUCAGGACGCAGAUAACGAGCUGAAGAAGCCUCGAAACUGUCGCAAGCACAGCGAGAGACUGCUUGGGGAUUCUGUCAGCUUUGAAGAGAGCGAUUGCGCCGCAACCCUUGGACCAGCUAUCAGACUCGGCGGCUGUAAUGGCUGGAUUGUCAACUGGCAUAUGUUCCAUGGUAUUGAGAAUUGCAAAGAGCUGGAUAAUCCGUACCCGGUGCCGCGCUACGGUUUGUUCCACCCAGCCUACAUUGAUUGCAACGAGGACGAGGGACCACUACAGAUUGGGGAGCUUCAGGCUUACUCAGGACGGAUGUACAGAACAACUCGUCCAUCGAGAUCUCUAAGCCAUUUUGCGCCAAGUGUUCAGGGAGAAUGCAAGCCAACUACGCAAGUAGUUACGGAUUGGGCCUUUUGCAAAGCCGAGAAAAAUGAAGUUCAGAACUGUCUUCGAUAUGCACCAUCGGGUAUCGAGGUUGAUGAUCGUUCGGACCCAAUCCCAGGAGCCUUUGUGCAACGCCCCCAACUGCAGAUUGUCCAGACAACUGGCCGAAGUAGUGGAUUUCGAUAUGCUGUGGUAUGCGAGACACCUGCCAAAGUCCGCCAAUACCCACAUAUGCCUACCCGGGAAUGGUGUUUGAUGAACCUUGGAGAUCUCAUGCUGGUCGAAGACUGGAAUUCCGAGGGUCCCGGUGUGUGCGGUGACUCGGGUGCGGCCGUAGUGCAUGAUGAGACGGGAGAACUCAUCGGCCAAAUAUGGGGUCGAAAUGUUUACGAAGGUCACCGGCAAACUCCCAGGGUGACAUACUUCACACAUCACUGGGACAUUUUCGACGAUAUCAGUGAGAGAUAUCCCACUUUGGAGGGCCCCUCCCUCAUCCUCAAGCCGAUGUGCCAUCCCUCGACUAGAGCGAAUGUAGGAGAUGGAGCUCCCGACCCUUCAAAUAUGGAGGCCGACGAGAGGACUUUGAAUCCAUCGCGACCGCGGAGCCGGGCAUGUUCGUCCUCGGGUGGUGCCGAUGGAGUAGUUGAAUCCUUCUCUCAGUCAACUCUAGCACAGAGUGUGACUAAUUCGAUAGGAUCUGGUGAAGGCAAGGCAAAGGAGACCUAUGUUGGAAAGGCUUUGGAGGGCGAAAUGGGAUGCGGACAACGAGACUCUCAUUCCCGUACUGCUGCUAGAACCUCGGCGGAUGAUGACACCGAUGUACUGGUAAUGCGACGGAGCUCGGCGAUGGUGACAGCUUAA
This is a messenger RNA of Colletotrichum lupini, 1593 nucleotides long. RefSeq lists its product as uncharacterized. The record is from RefSeq and is a predicted model, not a curated record. The transcript has a single exon. Bases 1 to 1593 code for a protein of 530 amino acids. NCBI's taxonomy places the organism in Eukaryota, Fungi, Ascomycota, Sordariomycetes, Glomerellales, Glomerellaceae.